Messenger RNA from Aedes albopictus (Asian tiger mosquito), 726 nucleotides. Its product is annotated as succinate dehydrogenase [ubiquinone] cytochrome b small subunit, mitochondrial-like. Lineage: Eukaryota; Metazoa; Arthropoda; Insecta; Diptera; Culicidae. Gene Ontology annotation, biological process: mitochondrial electron transport, succinate to ubiquinone; tricarboxylic acid cycle. Gene Ontology annotation, cellular component: mitochondrial envelope; membrane. Gene Ontology annotation, molecular function: heme binding; succinate dehydrogenase (quinone) activity; ubiquinone binding. The transcript has a single exon. The record is from RefSeq and is a predicted model, not a curated record. The coding region runs from base 118 to 585 and encodes 155 amino acids.
UUGGAAUGAGUAAUCAUGACGAACGAAGUGUCGAACAGUUUCCUAAACCCUGGAUCGUAGUAAUCGUUUUCCAUGGUGACAGAUAGUUUUUGAAACCAUUCAAUCGUAAACACCAAAAUGAACCGUUUCAACCGCAUCGCCGCCCUCAACAAGCAAUUUGCUAAUACUUCAAGAUACACCCAAAUUCGGGUGUUUUGCCAAAAAUCAUCUCCUUCCCCGUCAAAAUGGCGUCUGACACCUGCCUCAUCAAACUACGCCAACCACUGGCGACUGGACCGGGCAUUCUCGUGGAUUCUACUGGGCACCAUCCCGCUUGGACUAACCUACCCGAGCAAGGCCAUGGACGUGGUAAUCGCCGUCUGCGUCGUUGGACAUCAGCAGACGGGCCUCUCCUCGGUGGUGACCGAUUACGUUAGGACGGAUUUUCUACGAGGGAUGGCUACCAAGACUGUCCAAGGGGCGACUAUGGCGCUGUCCGCAGCCACACUUGCUGGGUUGCUGUAUUUGACUUUUGCUGAUAUUGGAAUAACGGAGACGGUUCGUAGGAUUUGGGCCGUGGAACCGAAGAAGUCAGUGGUAGUGUAGAUAUUUGUGAUUAUUGGAAACAGGUUAUCAGUAAAUAAAAUGUUUAUCUCAAUUUCUCUGCAGUUUGGGGUGUUAUGAAUUUAACAGUACAUAUGAUAAAAGAGUGCGAACUUUACCACUUCUAGUAUCUACUCUGCAUUA